AUGGCUUUAAACUGGAAAAUGAAAGAAACACCACUUGCCAAUGCUGCAUUUUGGGCUGCAAGGAAAGGAAACCUGGCUCUCCUCCAGCUGCUGCUGAACAGUGGGCGAGUAGAUGUGGACUGCAAAGACAGUCUGGGCACCACAGCUCUGAUGGUAGCAUCUUACUAUGGCCACAUAGAUUGUGCACGGGAAUUGGUGUUGCAAGGAGCAGAUAUCAAUCUGCAGAGAGAGUCAGGUGCGACUUCUCUGUUCUUUGCUGCACAGCAAGGCCACAAUGAUAUAGUGAAGUUUCUCUUUGAAUUUGGAGCCUCCACUGAAUUUAAGACUAAAGAAGGAGGUACUGCUCUUCUAGCUGCUUCUCAGUACGGGCAUGCAAAAGUAGUGGAAACACUGUUGAAGCACGGUGCCAACAUUCAUGAUCAACUUUAUGAUGGAGCUUCUGCAAUUUUCCUGGCGGCACAGGGAGGCUACUUGGACGUCAUCCGAUUGCUGCUUUCCUCAGGAGCAAAGGUUAACCAGCCACGGCAGGAUGGGACGGCUCCCUUGUGGAUCGCGUCGCAGAUGGGUCACAGCGAGGUGGUGCGGGUGAUGCUGCUGCGGGGAGCUGAGCGGGACGCCGCGCGGGGCGACGGUACAACUGCUUUACUGAAGGCUGCCAUUAAAGGGUACAACAAUGUGAUAGAAGAGUUGCUGAAAUUCUCUCCCACACUUGGCCUGCUGAAGAACGGGACCUCUGCUCUCCACGCAGCCGUCCUGAGUGGCAAUGCAAGGACAGUGGCACUGCUGCUUGAAGCAGGAGCAGACCCCUGCCUGAGGAACAAGGCAAAUGAACUGCCAGCAGAACUAACACAAAACGAACGCAUCCUCCGACUCCUCCGCAUGAAGGAAAAGCAAAGGAAAAGCUAA
Chaetura pelagica (chimney swift) is the source of this 906-nucleotide messenger RNA. It is a transcript of the gene ANKRD29, whose product is annotated as ankyrin repeat domain 29. The transcript is spliced from 10 exons. The record is from RefSeq and is a predicted model, not a curated record. The coding region runs from base 1 to 906 and encodes 301 amino acids. Lineage: Eukaryota; Metazoa; Chordata; Aves; Apodiformes; Apodidae. Gene Ontology annotation, molecular function: protein binding.